AGUGCUUCCUAGUACUCUGACUACUCUUUGCUCGGCACCUCAAUCACUUCACUCAACUCGACCAAGAAGGAGUAGGAGCGUCUUCUGCGUCCAACUCUCCCUCCUUCCCUCUCCGACUCCUCCACCGUGACUCCUAUCAUUGAUUGAACAUCUUCACUUGUUCUUUUACUUGAGAUGCCCUCAGAACUGAAACCCCCAAAUCGAAACCAGGCUGCCUCUUGUUUUGGUCCGCCUUCAUUGUUUGGAUUUGGAUUUUUCAGCGGGCUUGGUUUUCUCUUGGGAAGUCAGUAUGUUUGAUGUGAAUGAUGGUUUCUGGAUUAUCGACUAGGUUGUUGAACAUAUGCAUAGCUUCGUUUUGUAAGUCCCGGCUACUGGAGAGAGCAGAAGCCGUUAUAAUUGAUGGCAUAAGAUUGGGGGUGAUUCCAGAUGUGGUAACUUACAAUACUUUGCUCAAUGCCUAUUCUCGGUUUGUUAGCUUGGAUUCAGCUUAUUCUGUUGUUCAUAGAAUGAAAGAGGCUGGGAUUAGUCCAGAUGUCAUUACAUACAAUUCUUUGUUAUCUGGGGCCACCAGGAAUUGCCUAUUAUCACAAUCUCUGGAUCUGUUUGAGGAAAUGUUACAAGCGGGCAUACAUCCUAAUGUAUGGAGUUACAAUAUUCUGAUGCAUUGUUUCUUUAAGUUAGGAAAACCUGAUGAAGCCAACAGAGUUUUUCAGGAUAUUUUACUUCGCAAUCUCACUCCCCACCCAGCUACGUUUAACAUAAUGAUUAAUGGCCUUUGUAAAAAUGAAUACAUUGAUAAUGCCCUUAUGUUAUUUAGGAAUUUGCAACGUCAUGGAUUUGUUCCCCGAUUAGUGACGUACAAUAUUCUUAUCCACGGGCUAUGCAAGGCACGCAGAUUGGGGCAAGCAAGAAAAAUGCUAAAGGAACUGGGGGAAUCAGGUUAUGAGCCAAAUGCCAUAACCUACACUACAGUUAUGAAAUGCUGCUUUAAGUUUAAGCAGUAUGACGAAGCGCUCGAGAUUAUGUCAGAGAUGAAGAGUAAAGGGUAUACUUUUGAUGGCUUUGCAAACUGCACAGUUGUUGCUGCUUUAGUUAAGACUGGGAGGAUAGAAGAGGCAAAUGCUUGCAUGGAACAGACAAUGAGAAAUGGCAUUGAACUUGAUUUAGCGGCUUAUAACACUUUACUUAAUAUGUAUUGUAGAGAAGGUAAGUUUGAAGCUGCCUAUAAGUUGAUGGAUGAAAUAGAGAAUGGAGGUCUGCGGUGUGACAAGUAUACCCACACAAUUAUAAUUGAUGGAUUGUGCAAGGCUGGUAAUAUUAUCGGGGCUGAACAACAUUUACAAUAUAUGAAAAUGAUUGGCUUCCGUGAAAACUUGGUUGCCUUCAACUGCAUGAUUGAUGGCUUGUGUAAAGCUGGUCAAAUCGAUCGUGCAAUGGACUUGUAUAAAUCAAUGGAGACUAAAGAUUCCUUUACCUACACCUCUUUGGUGCACAAUCUUUGCAAGGCUGGAAGGUUCCGUUGUGCGUCCAAGCUUAUGAUGAAAUGUUUAAGAGAUGGCAAGAAAAUACUCAAGGCUACCCAACGAGCUGUCCUUGAUGGUCUUCAUAGUACGGGGUAUACAGAUGAAGCAAGGAAGCUUCGGUGGAAAAUUCAAGUGGCUAGAAUAUUACGUUAAAAACUGGCCGUGCUUUUGCUGCUGAAAAUUAGUUUCAUCAUAUUUGCAUUCGCAUUUUGGACAGCACCAUUUAAAAUCCCUCUUUUAGUCAUAUUCCGUAAACAUAAGUUGUUUUGGGUGGUAAGCUUGUUCUACCCAGCACUGAUUGUUAAUGGUGAAGAGUAAUAUGGAAUCUGAAUGUAAGGCGACUAACUACCCUGCCACUGCCUUGCAUUGCUAAUCUGACAGUGGUUCUGCCGGUGUGCAUAACAGAAAGACACUACUUGUAGCAAAUACACUACUUCCCAUAUUCAUGUAUGACUGGAAACAUUUCUCAAAUUCAUCUGUCAGUCAUGCUGGUUCUUCACUUGAUGGACCCACUGGUAACCGGUUAGCAUUAUUGAGAGCAGUUUAUUUAGAACUCAGGACAACUACUAACUACUCCUGAGAGGUAAACUUGUGUAUUACAGCCUACUUUUCGUGUAAGUGAUUUUUGACCUCAAAUUUUGAUAAUUUGGUUUCUUAGAUACAUUUAAUGGUUGUACGACAGAGGAAUAAGAGAGCUUUGAUUCUCAGACAGAGAAAAAGGAUGGUUUACUAUACAAUGUAUGCAUCCAAAAGUUAAGAAUUGCAAACUCUUGCAUGUUUUAUAAAAGAACAAUUCUGAGGGAACCCUUGAUUCUCUUUCAUAUUUGUUGGUCUAUUUCUUAACCUGUAACAGCAAUGAUGUUUUACAAUUCUUCAAGGUCUGAGAUAUUAUAUUUUAAAUAAUAUACUUUGUAAGCAAAGUACUCCAAAUUUUUACUAUAAAAGGUUGAUUGUUUACUUUUGUUUAUAUAUGUCUUCCUAUAUCUUUACAUUCUUAAUAUGCUGAUAAAGAAAUGUUAGAUCAAUAUUUGAUUUUGUUCCUUUCAUUUUAAAGGAGUUUUUAUGAUUGAGAGGCCUCAUUUAUUUCGUGCUUCUGUGUGCGUGCUUAUAACUUGGGUCAGAACUCAGAAGGAGAUGCAUUGACAAAAUAAAUAGUUUUCAAAGAGCAUGGGAUAGAAACUAAGAUGUAUCAUAAUGUGCGCGGAGGUCCGGAUUUUAAGCUCAGCAAUUCAAUUCACGUAUGUCAUUAUGCAGAUGUAGUGGUCUAAACCAAACCAAGGUGACAGAGUAAGUAAAAGAAGGAAAGAAAAAGACAGAAAUAUGAAUUGCUGGUUUACUUCAUAUUACUGUAUUUUAUGUCUUUAAAAAUAUUGCCUGUAGCUCCAAAGAGGAUGUUUACUCGUUCGGCAUAAAGGGUUUCUUUCCUUGAUAUCCUGGAUCUGUUUAGGUGAUCUAGUUUACUGAAAUUAAAUUCCCAAAAUUUCAGUCUAGCGAAUAAGAAUAUUAGAUAACUGCAUAAAACAUCUGUCCUGGUCCUAAAUAAAAUUUUGUAUAUGACUGCACAAACAGCAAUUCGAGAAAGGCUCAUACUCUAUCAGAAUAAAGCUGUUUGAAUUAUUCGAACAAUAAACAAAAAUCAUACAAAAAUAUAGGGGAAAGAUUGAAAUGUAUCGAGAAGAGAUAACAGAGCUGGUUUUAUGAGCUGGGACAGCGAAACAAAAAACCAGCUGCUCAACUUCUUUGGGCUGGAACAGAGAAAGGAGAGAAGGAUUGAGGUAUGUAGGUGGGAGGCUGAUUCAUGUCUGCUGGAAGGAGAAAUAGGAUAUCGAAGAGGUUGAUGGGGGAUUAGGCUUCUCUGUUGGGUGGGAGGAGAAGAAGAUGGUGAGGCCUUAAGCGAAUACACACAAUGGCGGUAGUUUUUGUUUAAAAGAAAAAACAUUAUCUAACAGAUGACACAAAUCCUUAUGUUAAAAGUAAGCAAUCACCAAUGACCAAAAGGUGCCAUUGCCGCUAAGACUUUUGAAAGCAAAAGUAGGUUUACUGGUCAUCUUUCUUCUGGGGCUUUCGAUGUUUCUCCCAUUCUUGGCACCACUGCAAAAUGGUUUGAGUCUUGCGCCGCCAAAUCUUGGAAUAAGCAUUCCUCGCUAAACAAUCAUAUGCCAGGGGAAUAUUCGGCCUUGCCCCAAAGUGCAACUAGCCGACUUUGAAAACACUGAUGAACAUGGUAUUUUUUGAUUCUUGCCUCAUUGUUUUUUCUUAUUUCUUUGUAACAUGUUCAUUGAUUUAUCAUGUACCACUGUUAUGAAGAAUGACGAAGGUGGUAACUCUGUAUUCACUGUGCUUCUCGAGGGUAUAGUAACAGUAUAUUGGAUGAUAUUGAAGGAGCAGUGGAUGGCAGAGUGAACACAGACAAGGCAACAACUGCUAGUGUAUGUAUACUGUUCUUGGAGCUGCAGCUACUGAAUUGAGUGAGCUAGGAGAGUAAAGGAGUUAUAUUUUACAGAAACGGAACAUUGUCAUUUUCAGGCAGUGUGCAUUGGAUGGCUGUGUUUCACAUUCAGAUUGGACCAGUAUACUGUAGCAAAAUUUGCCGAAAGCUUUGACACUAUGCCUAAAUUUCUUGAGAAAAUUGCUGGGCUUAAUGCAACGGAGACCAUAUCUUCUAUAUGUGCUGAACAUGCAUCAGGAAAUACCAAAGUUUGCCUUGACUAAGUAGGCUGUUCCUUGUCUUGUAGCAGUUGAUGCUUUUGUAUGAGAGUUUCCAUUGCAUUGUAUGUUGUUAGAGCUGUGAUGCUUUUAUGUGAUAUUGGUUCUGAAGAUUAUUUCUUGUGCAUUAAAUUUUGGUCUAGGAUUUGUCUGUAUGUUGUUACGCUGUGGUGUGUGCUUGCUGGUAAAUGAUUCUUGAAGUGUCGGUGGUAA
Molecule: messenger RNA, 4442 nt
Organism: Malus domestica (apple)
Lineage: Eukaryota; Viridiplantae; Streptophyta; Magnoliopsida; Rosales; Rosaceae
Product: pentatricopeptide repeat-containing protein At5g46680
Molecular function (GO): protein binding
Source: RefSeq, a predicted model, not a curated record